AUGGUGGCGUUUAAAACGGGUCCAAUAUUGCUACUUCUAUCGUUAUGUGUCGCAGGAGUGUUCAGUGACGAGGCGCAAGAUGCUUGGGCCUCAAAGCAACGACGAAUUAAGGGUGAUAAUUCUGGCAGACCGAGUAAGUUCAGCGGGCGUAUUGUCGGUGGCACGGAACUCAAAAAUGCGCUUCCGUACCAGUUAUCCUUGCGUGAAAGCGGCAACCACAUCUGUGGAGCCUCUAUCAUUUCUGCAUUUCACGCUUUAACGGCCGCUCAUUGUCAGUCACCGCCGUCCGAAAUCAGCAAGCUCACACUCCUCGCCGGCGCAGUUCAGCGAUCCGAUCCCAAUGGUAUCAUCUUCCAAGUGAACAAUGUUACCAACCAUCCUAGAUUCGAUCUACGAAACUUCGCCAAUGACAUCUCCAUUCUACAUGUGACCUCGUCUUUCCUGAACUAUCCCAACCUGGCGGUCAUUCCGUUGGUAUCCGAGCUGUACAAACUGAAGGUGAACAGCGUGGCUGCCGUUAGUGGCUGGGGUCUUACCGCUGCCGACUCGAUGCUGGCACCUACGUUGCGCACUGUAAGGAUUCCCAUCACCAGUAUGGCAACCUGCAUUGCACAGUGGAGUCCGGUACGGAUAGCUAAAACAGCCAUCUGCGCCGGCCACCCUGGUCGUGAUUCAUGCAACGGAGACAGUGGCGGUCCGCUCGUUCAGGAUGGCCAACAAAUCGGACUGGUUUCUUGGGGUGCCGAUCAAUGUGGAAGCGCGUACCCAGGCAUUUACACGUACGUCGGUAACAAGGCUAUGCGUACAUUCAUUCAAGAGAACAGUGGCGUCUGA
Messenger RNA from Anopheles nili, 834 nucleotides. RefSeq names its product trypsin beta-like. The transcript has 3 exons. Gene Ontology annotation, biological process: proteolysis. Lineage: Eukaryota; Metazoa; Arthropoda; Insecta; Diptera; Culicidae. Bases 1 to 834 code for a protein of 277 amino acids. Gene Ontology annotation, molecular function: serine-type endopeptidase activity. The record is from RefSeq and is a predicted model, not a curated record.